This is a messenger RNA of Xenopus laevis (African clawed frog), 1236 nucleotides long. Its product is annotated as olfactory receptor 5V1-like. The transcript has 3 exons. The record is from RefSeq and is a predicted model, not a curated record. Lineage: Eukaryota; Metazoa; Chordata; Amphibia; Anura; Pipidae. Bases 1 to 1236 code for a protein of 411 amino acids.
AUGGAGAACCAAACAAUUUCUAACAGCAUUCACAUUUUAGCAUUUUCCUAUAAUGGUGAGAAACAGCCUCUUCUUUCUAUUUUCUUUUUCUUCAUUUAUAUUAGCGGGGUAAUAAAUAAUCUUGUUAUGCUAACUGUAACAUACAAUGAUAUUCAUUUACAGACUCCUAUGUACUUCUUUCUCAGCAAUCUGGCCUUUGUAGACAUCUGCUACCCUACAACCACCCUUCCUAAACUGAUAGACAUAUUGCUUACAGGAAAUGACUCAAUAACCUUCAGACAAUGUUUUAUUCAAAUGUACUUUUUCUUGGCCUUUGCUGGAGUGGAAGUAACUUUAUUGUCUUCUAUGGCGUAUGAUCGUUAUGUUGCUAUUUGCAAGCCCUUAAGAUAUCACCUUAUUAUGAACAGAAAAAUAUGUAUGUUGCUAGUUGUAGGCACAUGGAUAUCUGGCUUUGUGAAUUCAUUGUUUUUCACAUGUAUGGCUUCAAAACUGUCAUUCUGCCAUUCCAAUAAAAUCAAUCAGUUAUUCUGUGACGUUAAAGCUCUGGCAAAAAUUUCUUGUGAUAUAAAUAUAUUUUCCAAUAUAAUCUAUGUGGAAGUAUUCUUAUUUGGACUCAUGCCAUUUUCUCUAAACCUUUUGUCAUACGUAAAUAUAAUAAGCAACAUUCUUCAUAUUAAGUCCAAUCAUGGCAGGAAAAAGGCUUUCUCCACUUGUACUUCUCAUUUGACUGUUCUCAUUAUUUUCUAUGGAAGUGUUCUAUGGAUGUACAUGAGGCCGCCUUCAGAAUCACCAAAUCUAGACCCAGUGUUCUCUGUGCUUUAUAUUGGACUGACUCCCAUGUUAAACCCCCUCAUAUAUAGUCUAAGAAAUAAAGAAGUAAAGAACGCACUUAUAAGUAUUGUGAAGAAACUGGAGGAUAUAUUUCUCAGGAUUUUUCAGGAUACCAGUUUUACUGAUAAAGAUCUACAACAAAAAGGUAAAGAUCCCAAUCAGUGUGGGAGUUAUCGUCCUAUAGCCUUGCUUGCCUCCAUAAUGCCCAGACUCAUCAACCCAGAUCAAGUGGGAUUUAUCCAAGGCAGACAAGCAGGGGAUAACACCAGACGAGCCAUCAACACCAUAGACCUGAUAAAUAAAACCCAAACGCCAGCGGUGAUCCUCAGCUUAGACGCGGAGAAAGUGUUUGACCGCUUGGACUGGUGCUUCAUGCUCGACUUGGUGCAACAAAUGGGGGUUUGA